AGAAAAUCUACCUAGAUUUUAGAUUUAGAUACGUUCUCUAGGUGAGACUUGUGUAUGUUCUGUGUACACUAUAACAUAUUUUGGCCCUCGCUAGACCUUCGUAGAUAUUUCCUAGAUUAAAUCUAUACCAAUUUCUCUAUGUGGUGUGUACAUAACAUGGUAGAUUUGAUCUCGUAAAAACGUAUAGGCAUUAUUGCACCGUAGUUUGUUGGAAGUAGUUUGAAAUAUCGCGAAUUAAGAAAAUUGCAGCUGCCUCUGUUAUUUUAAUAACGAAGAAGACAAAAAAUGUUGAGCUAAAAAACAAGAAGAGAAGGAUGUGGGUUAGGAGCUGGAUUUCAAGAAGACUGGAUAGUGGUUUUUUUGCGCAAUUGGUGAAAGAAUUACACAGCGAAGACAUGAAUUCAUACGCCAACUUUUUACGCAUGAGUAAUAAGGACUAUGAAUACUUGCUUCAAAAAGUUGAACCAUUGAUUACAAAACAAGAUACUCAUCUUAGGCUAGCUAUUUCACCUUCAGAACGGCUCAUGCUUACUUUACGGUUUUUAGCAACAGGAGAUAUCUAUCAUUCCCUGCAAUACCUUUUUCGGAUUCCAGUCACGACCAUUUCAAGGAUUAUACCUGAAGUUUGUGAAGCGAUAUUUACUUUGCUGAAAACGGAUUAUCUCCAGGUAAGUAAUUUUCGUAAAACUGCCUGAUUGGAGGAAGGUUUGUAGUUGUAUUUGUUAUCGGUGCCUCUUCAAAACUUUCAACCGUAUUUGAAGUUGAUGGGUAUGUACUCGAAUGUGAAUAAGUAGGCGACAUUAAAGGUGUAAGUGUCCUUGAUCCAUAAAACUCCACUUCAUCUUCCUCGCUCAUUGCAACUAUAGCUUUCUGGAU
Acanthoscelides obtectus is the source of this 876-nucleotide messenger RNA. NCBI's taxonomy places the organism in Eukaryota, Metazoa, Arthropoda, Insecta, Coleoptera, Chrysomelidae. The record is from the annotation of a GenBank genome assembly.